Molecule: messenger RNA, 1598 nt
Organism: Erpetoichthys calabaricus (reedfish)
Lineage: Eukaryota; Metazoa; Chordata; Cladistia; Polypteriformes; Polypteridae
Product: putative cleavage and polyadenylation specificity factor subunit 4-like protein
Exons: 8
Coding region: 284-1054 (256 amino acids)
Cellular component (GO): mRNA cleavage and polyadenylation specificity factor complex
Molecular function (GO): zinc ion binding; RNA binding
Source: RefSeq, a predicted model, not a curated record
ACUGAGCCUGCUUCUUAUUGGUUGACUUGAAAACUGUUUGACUCGAUUGGCGGGAGCUCCUGCCAAUAGCCGAAGCCUCCUACAUCCCGGGCUUCUCCGUUGUCAUGCGCUUCUUCCACGAGCACUUGCGCGCGUUUUUCAGAGUUUGCUGUUCGCCGAUGUUGCUGUGGCUUUUAAAGAGCGUAGAAACAUCAAGAUUUGCUGUCAUUUGAAGACUUCUGUUGUCACUUUUCUUUAUAAUUUUUUUAUGUCUUAGCAUCUCGGCGAACUCAACAAACUUAAAAUGCAGGACAUCAUUGCUGGAGUGGGAAAAAUCCGUUUUGAUAUUGAAGUCGAUGUGGUUGACCAGAAAGGCACGCUGCCAUUACCCUUCCCAGGAAUGGACAAAUCGGGAUCUGCAGUGUGUGAAUUCUUCAGCAAAGGUCAUUGCAAAAAGGGAGCUGUGUGUUCCUUUCGUCAUCUGCGUGGAGAAAAAUCAGUUGUGUGCAAACAUUGGCUACGGGGCCUCUGCAAAAAAGGGGACCAGUGUGAAUUCCUUCAUGAAUACGACAUGACAAGGAUGCCAGAGUGUUAUUUUUAUUCUAAAUUCAAUGAAUGCAGCAACAAAGAGUGCCCUUUCCUUCAUAUAGACCCUGCCUGCAAGGUGAAGGACUGUCCAUGGUAUGACCGGGGAUUCUGUAAGCAUGGUCCUCUGUGCAAGCAUAGACACACUCGUCGAGUGAUGUGCCCCCAGUAUUUAGUUGGUUUCUGUCCAGAAGGGGCUAAAUGUAAGUUUGUCCAUCCCAAAGCUGACUUGCCAGUUGGCAUUGAUCCACCAAAGGUUGCUGUUUCCUCUACAAAUCAAUCUUCUCAAACUCGGUCAACAAACACAACUUCAUUCGUCUUGCGCCAGGAGUUUGUUUUUCAGAAGAUACCACACUUUAAUCUGUCUGGUGUUGGUAUUGUCCAUUGCCAGCAAAGGCAUAUGCAGGAGGCCUCUACAUCCACACAGGGGUCUAUGAAAUCAUUCCAGCUGGUUACUUGCUAUAAGUUUGCACCCUUCAUUGUAUACUAAUUAAAAAUGAACAGAGCAGUCACAACGGCCAAACACCGAAAGAUAAUGUGCAGAUACUUCAGAAUCAGACCCAUUAAUUGGACAAUAAUGGAUGAAACAAGCAGAACACCUGGAAAAGCAGAAUAAAAAUCAGGAUGCAAACAUUUAAAAAAAAAAAAAAAAAAAAAAAUCCUCCUAGAACUGCUUAGUACAUUUUAAUAAAAAUUUUAGCCCACUUAGUUUGGCAAUUUUUAUACUGAAACACACAGUGGGAAAUACCAGCUCACUUAAUUAGGCUCGGAGUCCAACUCAAAAUGGAACAAAAACCUGCAGUCAGAAUGGGUCUCAAGGAAUGAGUUUGGGAACCGCUGAUCUAAAACGACACACAUUUAAAAAUGCAAAGUAAAUUUUGUUUUCGAUACAGUAAAACUGAGAAUACUCCACACUGCCUUUGUGCAUGUCUAACACUACUUUUAAGCAAAUCCAUUAUCAAAUUUUACAAGAGUUCAUAGUAAUAAACAUUUUGGUUUUUUUUCUGUGGGGUAACUCCAAGUUAAGUGGCAUC